ACAGUCCCCUGGACACCACUUUUGUGCCACAUAUGUCAGCAUUUGUGAUAAACAUCCACAUUUAGUAUUCAGAGAGUGUUUGGCGGACUAUUUCAGAGACGAUAUAGAAGUGUUUCAGGAGCAGGACGUGUGAUGGCCACAGGGGGCGCUCGUCGUCCGUCUGCUUGCAUUUGGGCGCGAAGAAGACACCUCGCUAGCCUGCUAGCAGCGGACACAUGCUAACGUGAUGUCGGCAGCCUCUAAACUUCUUCUCGGACUUUCUGUGGUGGUGACUGUGAGCAUCGUGGCGGCCGUGCACUUGCAACAAGGCCAGGACAGACAGCGUAUGCAGGAGGGCGUCCUGAGAGAUCUGGAGCGUGUGGAGAGGAAGAAGGAGAACCUGCGUCUGCUGGAGGAGAACCAGAAGUUGGCCACGCAUCUCGAGGAGGACAGACGGCGUAGGGAGGCCAAUCUCCGCCCUCAGGACCUUGGACAACACUGA
Messenger RNA from Nerophis lumbriciformis (worm pipefish), 481 nucleotides. It is a transcript of the gene pet117, whose product is annotated as protein PET117 homolog, mitochondrial. The record is from RefSeq and is a predicted model, not a curated record. NCBI's taxonomy places the organism in Eukaryota, Metazoa, Chordata, Actinopteri, Syngnathiformes, Syngnathidae. Gene Ontology annotation, biological process: mitochondrial respiratory chain complex IV assembly. Gene Ontology annotation, cellular component: mitochondrion.